AUGUUAACUGAUGACCUUCCAGUUACGCCAAAAGAAUUAAGAGGCUGGUACUUAUACAACUUGGCGUGUGAAGUUUAUUAUGUUGCUGCAAUAACAGUUUUCGUCCCGGUAAUGUUGGAAUAUCUCGCGGGCGGUGCUGGAUUUGAAUUGGAUCAUGUGACUCCAUGCAAUACGUCACAAAUAAAUUAUACAUGCGAUGUAAAAUUUGGCCCAAUAUUUGUUGAUACUGCAAGCUAUUCACUAUAUAUAAUAUCCAUUUCGGUAUUUCUUCAAGCAAUUAUAUAUACUGCAUUUGGGUCUCUUGCGGAUCAUGGGAGCCUUUAUUGGCUUGCUGGACUUUUAACGAUCAUAUCUAAUGUUUCAUUUGGAGCCGCAUUUGUAUUUUAUCUUGCAUAUAUUCCAACAUUCUCUCGUGUUCAUCCUCGAGUAAUUGAUGCCAAAAAGGCUGGUGCAACACCAGAUGAAAUUUAUAAAAUUGAAGAUGAGGUCGCAAAUGAAAUAUCAUCUAAUUCUCUUAUUAUCGGCUAUUCUUCUGGUGUGGUUAUUCUAAUUCUCUGUGGGGGUGUCGUGGUAUCGAUGGGUAACGAUCCAUAUAGUUAUCAAAUUUGUACCGCAAUUUGUGGUGUAUGGUGGCUUCUCAAUUUGACUUUUCCGCUAUUAUGGUUACAGGAUCGUAAGAACCCACCGUUACCUCCUGGUGAAAAAUAUAUUUUUUAUUCAUGGAAACGCGUUGCAAAAACUAUUUCGUCAACGCGUCAACUAUGGCAAACCAUGAAAUUCUUAAUUGCUUGGUUUCUAUUAAGUGAUGGAUUUAAUACGAUUGCAUCUGUAGCCGUACUUUUUGGCAAAAAGCAACUCGGUCUUAGUCUAAAGGAUUUAUUAAUAGCUGCCAUAAUAAUUCCUUUGUGUGCAUUCAUUGGAGUUUAUAUAUUUUUAAAAAUUCAACAAUACUUUAAUUUACCAACUAAAACGAUGAUUCUCAUAACAGCAAGUCUUUAUUCUUUAAUUCCAAUAUAUGGAUUAAUUGGUUUCGUGGCACCGUUCGGGUUCAAAAGCCUUUGGGAGGUUUGGAUGUUCGCCGUUUACUUUGGAUUCUCAUUGGGUGCUAUUCAGAGUUUUUGUCGAGUUUUGUUUGGAAGUAUAGUGCCACGUGGACAUGAAAAUGAAUUAUUUUCACUUUACGAAAUUACUGAUAAGGGUUCAAGUUGGUUGGGCCCAUUAGUAACUGGUUUAAUAAGUGAUACAACCCACGACCUUCGAUAUUCUUAUUGGUUCUUACUUGUUAUGAUGACAAUACCAAUCGCCAUCAUUUUUACCGUCGAUGUUCAAAAAGGUAAAGAUGAUGCUGAAAAUUUUGUGAAAAAAGAAUAUGAGAUACUUGAGAUACUUGAACAUAAAAAAUCAUCAGUUGAUAAAGACAUAAUUUUAUAA
This is a messenger RNA of Dentiscutata erythropus, 1431 nucleotides long. Lineage: Eukaryota; Fungi; Glomeromycota; Glomeromycetes; Diversisporales; Gigasporaceae. The record is from the annotation of a GenBank genome assembly.